Molecule: messenger RNA, 2169 nt
Organism: Closterium sp. Yama58-4
Lineage: Eukaryota; Viridiplantae; Streptophyta; Zygnematophyceae; Desmidiales; Closteriaceae
Source: the annotation of a GenBank genome assembly
GGAGCACUCCCAGCGCACGGCAUGCGCCGUGUGCUGCAUCCCACAUGGAGGCGGCGCCGCGUGCUGCUGCUGCCGCUGCUGGCAGUGCUGUGUGCGUGCGGGGGCGUGUCCACCCAGUGGAUACAGGAAUCCCAGAAGGCGGUGCUGAAGGCUCUGCUGGACGAGUGGGACACGUUCCCUCUCAGCAACUCGUGGGUCACGGGGACCAUGUGCUCGCAGAUGCUGGGCAUUGCAUGCACCUCCGAUGGCUUCAUCACCAAACUGCAACUCGUCUACCAGCCUCUGGGGAAGUCCAUUCCCGAUGCGCUGAGCGGCCUGCAGUCCCUCAACUACCUUGUUCUCUUUGGGUGCCAGCUGACCGGUUCGCUGCCCUCCGCCCUCUUCACGUUGCGAAGCCUCACAUAUAUGGACCUUGGUGGCAACAGCCUCUCUGGCUCUAUCCCUGCUGACAUCAGCAAUCUCAGCAACUUGCAAUCCCUUACUCUGGGAGAGAAUUCUUUUGAGGGCCCGCUGCCUACGGAAAUGUCAUCUCUAAAGGAGCUCCAAGCCCUGAGGCUGAGCCACAACACCCUUUCGGGCCCUCUUCCACCCUUCCUCGCCACAUUCACUAACCUUGACACAUUGACCCUGGACUUCAACAGUUUCACGGGCUCGCUGCCUGAGGGCCUGGGCCAGCUGCGGAGACUCACACGCCUGCACCUGGAGUACAACCGACUAGAGGGCAGCAUCGUGUCCUCCCUGGGAGCCCUCACUGACCUGCGCUACCUGAUACUGGGUGUGAAUGACUUCACUGGCACCAUCCCAUCAUCACUGGGCAACCUCAAGAACCUCGAGGCACUUGCCUUGCGUGACCUGCGCCUGCACGGCCUGCUGCCGCCGUCGCUCACCUCUCUGCAAAAGCUCUGGCACUUCUCCUUCAGCUGGCACCAAGCCCACCCCUGCCUUGCAUGUGCGCUGGGUGGCAGGGAGCUGUCAUUUAUGUAUCUGUCGGGACACGUGGCACCCAUCGUGGCUCCUAUGAAGAAGCUCAAGAACCUAUUGCUGAGUUUCAACCAGUUCACAGGAGAUGUGCCCAUACCAGCCUCCCCAGCCCUGGCAUCUGUCAACAUUCAGAGCAACUACUUCACCUCCGCGCCCAUCCGCCCUAAGAACUGCUCUGCUGUCAGCCUCAGGCUCUUUGACAACUGCCUGCCCACCCUGCUUUGUGGCUCGAGGCAGCAGCAGAGGAGCAACGCGAGUUGUGCUGCGUUCUGUGGGCUGGGGCAGGGCGAGGUGCUGUGCAGUGGGCAUGGGUACUGCUUCAUGAAUGACAGUAGCAUCACGAGCGAGUGUGUGUGCGACGCGCACUACUCCACUCGCAAUGACCCCCACACGUGCACAUACACGAUUGACCCCGUGCUGGCCUCCUCAGCCGCCACCCCCAUGGUGCUGAGUGGCUCGGCGCUGACCUCUGCUGAUGGAGCGCUGCUGCUGACCCCCAAGGCCAACGCCACCUGGGGCACGGCCUUCACAGCCGCGCCUCUCCCCCUCUUCUCCUACUUCAACACCAAGGCCACAUGCGGUUACCAGUUCGCCUUCAACGCAUCCCUUGCCUUCUCUCUCGACCCGGAAGCGGAGGCGGGCGGGGAUGGGCUCGUGUUUGUCGUCACUGCCGCGCUGCCGGACCGACAAGGAGGGGUGGGGAAGCGGAGUGUGGCGGUGGAGUUUGACUCGGUGCUGAGUGUGAAGCACAGCGACCCCAACGACAACCACGUGGGCGUCAAUGUGGGCGGCUCACCUGUGUCCCUCGCCUCUGCCACGGCCCCUCUCAUCCUCAACGACGCCCACACCAAGCACGCCUGGAUCCACUACGACCCCACCAGCGGCGGCACCCUCCGAGUCUUCCUCUCCUCCGACCCCCAGCAGCCCCCCACCCCCUUGUUGCGCGCUCGAGUGUCGCUCUGCUCCAUCCUGCAGCCCAAGGCGUCCGCUGCUGCCUUCUACGUCGGCUUCACAGCUUCGUCCACCGCCGGCCCACAAGCACACUCCGUCCUCAACUGGACCUUCACUGCAGGUCUGUGCCUCUCAUGCUCUCAGCUAUGUGCCUCUCAUGCUCUCAGCUUUGUGCCGUGCCUCACAGGUUUGUGCUUUUCAGAGUUUUCCACCAAGAGGUCGAACACUCGGUUGUGA